UCCCCGGAAGAACCGCGUAGCCGCGCCCCCGCAGCGCCGGGCUGACCCCCCCCCCCCCCGCCUCCGCGUCUCCAUGGAAACGGUACGCACUAAAGCCGAGCGAGGAGCGCGAUGGCGGCCGGGGAGCCGAGGGAUUUGGGCAGCUACUACUUCAGAUUCCUGCCUCAGAGAACCUUCCAGUGUCUGAGCACCCAGGAGACCACCAGCCGGCUCCGCCAGUGGUCCAUGCUGGGCAGAGUCGCGGCUCAGGCGUUCGGCUUCGACCAGACGUUCCAGGCCUAUCGCAAGGACGACUUCGUCAUGGCUUUUUUUAAAGACCCAAAUGUUAUUCCUAAUUUGAAGUUACUUUCAGAUUCUUCUGGACAAUGGAUUACAUUAGGAUCUGAAGUGAAAAAAAUUGAAGCCACAAAUGUUCCUUGUACACAGCUUUCAAUGUCAUUUUUUCAUCGGUUAUAUGAUGAAGAUAUUGUACGCGAUGAUGGACAUAUCAUUAAGUGUUUAGAUUCUUUUUGUGAUCCCUUUCCUAUAUCUGAUGAAUUACGAAAAGCGGCUCACAAGUCUGGCUCCUUAACCACAUUGCACACCUCCUCCCUGAGGGCCCCAUGUGGAAGCACACGGGGAGAUCAACCGCAGGUUUUGCUAGUGGAAGACUCAGAAAAAUAUGAAAUAUUUAGCCAAGCUGAUAGAGAAGAGUUCCUGUUUUGUCUUUUCAAACAUCUUUGCCUUGGUGGAGCCCUUUGUCAGUAUGAAGAUGUGCUUAAUCCGUAUCUGGAAACAACAAAGCUUAUCUAUAAAGAUCUAGUGAGUGUUCGAAAGAAUCCUCAAACCAAGAAAAUACAAAUUACCUCUUCCAUCUUUAAAGUCACGGCAUAUGAUUCCGCUGGCAUGUGCUACCCUUCAACAAAGUCUCAUGAACAGACAUUUUCUUACUUUCUUGUGGAUCCGAUCAGGCGUCAUGUUCAUGUUCUAUACCACUGUUACGGUGUGGGGGAAAUGUCUUAACAGUAUUCUUUCAGAUUAUCGAUUUUACUGUUUUUACCAACUUUUUAUUUUGACGUCAUUUUAUAGGUAAACAUCUCCUUUGCCAGUUAAUUUAAGUAAAAUGUAGAGAAGCCGCAUAGAACAGAAGGACACAGUACAAGAUGCCUGUCUUUAAAUUUGCCUGGAGUGGUAGCAUAGGGACCGAACUCCAUCCCUACCACGGUCUACACCAAUAUAGUUGUGGACAAUUUACAGAAAGUUCCAAGGAACUAAAAAUCCAGUCCGUAUUUGUCGCAUUAGGAUUCAAGUAAGGCCUCGAUUUUCCACGUAUUUUAUUUUAGAAGCUAAUUAAUUUUAGCUUGAAACUGUGGCAGAAAACUGACCAUCUCUCCACUGAUCAUUAUUAUCAACUGUUAGCUUUUCAAAUUUGAGUUUCAUUGCAUUGCGUUUCUUCAUUGCAUAAAGAUUUACACGUCCAGGGGUGUAAAAUGCAUAACAAUUCCUUUGCUUCGUUUGUCCCAGUUAAAAUCCUCAAUAAAAAAGUUAUGUUCUGAAAGUAA
Molecule: messenger RNA, 1541 nt
Organism: Prionailurus viverrinus (fishing cat)
Lineage: Eukaryota; Metazoa; Chordata; Mammalia; Carnivora; Felidae
Gene: CFAP300
Product: cilia and flagella associated protein 300
Exons: 8
Coding region: 112-1002 (296 amino acids)
Source: RefSeq, a predicted model, not a curated record